Molecule: messenger RNA, 853 nt
Organism: Harpegnathos saltator (Jerdon's jumping ant)
Lineage: Eukaryota; Metazoa; Arthropoda; Insecta; Hymenoptera; Formicidae
Product: EF-hand calcium-binding domain-containing protein 1
Exons: 5
Coding region: 1-669 (222 amino acids)
Molecular function (GO): calcium ion binding
Source: RefSeq, a predicted model, not a curated record
AUGCCAAGCGAGUUGCCCAUUGAUACCCUAAGCAACCCAUUACCGGAGACGGUUUUUAGAAGAAAAAAUAACGCCUUAUUCAAGAAACUAGUACGGAAGACUCAUUUCAACUUCAAGGAAAUCGAAGCGUUAGCCGUGAUACACAGAAAGAUAACGCAAACUUUGGGCCCUAUAACGAGAUCAGUGUUUAGAGAUAUUUGGCACUCUAGUUUUGAUUAUACCGAAAACAUUCGGCAUUUGUUCAUCGACAGACUUUUCUCCGCAUUAGACAAGAAGAACAUUUUGCAAAUUAAUCUGGAACAAUGGAUCGAAGGGCUCUCUAUAAUUCUUCGUGGCACUUUGUCCGAGAGGAUACAUUUCGCCUAUACCAUCUACGAUUUUAUGCACACCAACAAAUUGAAGAAGGAGCACAUAUUCCCGUCAAUGCGAGGCUGUCUAAUCAAACUACAGACAGACGAAGAUUCCGACGAGAGCAUGAAGGAUCUGAUUGAUUUGCUGAUGAAGAAGAUCGACGUUGACCGCGACGGUGGGAUAACCGAGGAAGAAUUUCACACGACCGUAAAAGACAGAAAUCCGCUGUUGUUGGAAUGUAUAGGACCGGUGUUUCCGUCUAGAGAGGCCAGACGGGCGUUUCUCAGCACGUUCACGGAUCGCCUCGGACGAUUUUGAUUCCCACCCCUCACGGGAGUCGUCGUUUGCGUAAUUUGUGUACUCAACAACGUCGGUCACGAGCCACGUUUUGUCGUGUAUACCUCUUAGAGAUAACUCGCCGCGACAAGCGAACCCGCCGGAAUCCUUCCCGAGUUACAUCGUCAAGAGCUGCUGUCCCAGCUAAGAACCGAAAAGUGCAUCA